This is a messenger RNA of Aspergillus chevalieri, 357 nucleotides long. RefSeq names its product U6 snRNA-associated Sm-like protein LSm4 (gene LSM4). The record is from RefSeq and is a predicted model, not a curated record. Gene Ontology annotation, molecular function: U6 snRNA binding. The transcript has 3 exons. Gene Ontology annotation, cellular component: U6 snRNP; spliceosomal tri-snRNP complex; P-body. Gene Ontology annotation, biological process: mRNA splicing, via spliceosome; P-body assembly; nuclear-transcribed mRNA catabolic process. Bases 1 to 357 code for a protein of 118 amino acids. Lineage: Eukaryota; Fungi; Ascomycota; Eurotiomycetes; Eurotiales; Aspergillaceae.
AUGUUACCAUUGGGCAUCCUAACAGCCGCGCAAGGCCACCCGAUGCUCGUCGAGCUCAAAAAUGGCGAGACUUUGAACGGCCACCUCGCCAACUGCGACAACUGGAUGAACCUGGUGCUGAAGGAGGUUGUGCAAACAAGCCCCGAAGGUGACCGCUUCUUCAAGUUACCAGAGGUCUACGUGAGGGGAAACAAUAUCAAAUACCUACGGAUCCCCGAAGAAAUCAUUGAUAUCGUCAAGGAGCAACAACAGGCCCGCGACUCUGGUCGCGGUCGGGGUGGCUACAGAGGUGAUGGACGUGACCGGGGCCGUGGGGGCCGUGGACGCGGUCGGGGCAGAGGGCGAGGUGGAAGCUAA